Eimeria mitis is the source of this 1074-nucleotide messenger RNA. RefSeq lists its product as uncharacterized. The coding region runs from base 1 to 1074 and encodes 357 amino acids. The record is from RefSeq and is a predicted model, not a curated record. The transcript has 10 exons. NCBI's taxonomy places the organism in Eukaryota, Apicomplexa, Conoidasida, Eucoccidiorida, Eimeriidae.
AUGACAACAAAGAGGGCAAACGGAUCGCCAGGCCUGGGUUGUAGCGUUGAAGCACCAGCAGCGCCGGCGGAAGGUUCGAUACCUUCGACUUUAGCUCCCGAGCUACCUGCGGAGCCAAAUACUGAGCAGGUUGCGGACGUGCCAGCAGAACCCACAGCAGAGCUGCAGACGCUGUCAAACGGUGACGAUGCUGCUCCGCUACACCACCGAAAGACUACUAAGGAGCUUACUGAGGAGUUCAAAAACUUAAAUGUGGGGGUUCACUGCUUCAGCCAGAGCCUAGAAGUGCAGCUCUGGGCAAAAGUUGACGAAUACAACUCCUUCAAAGCGAAGUUAGAAGAGCAGGCGUGCGCAGCAGAACGCCAGAGGAGAAAGAACUGGCUACGAAAUGAACUCGAAGCCCAACUUGAGGAGCAGAGGCGACAAAAAGAAGCUGCAAAACUAGACGACCUCGAAUGCGCAAAGAAGAUGCAGCAGGACCUGGAACAAUGGAAGUUCGUCCUUGCCGAAUCCAAAGCAGAGCAGUUGCGGGAAAGUCGCGAAAUCCUUGAACAGGUUUCAAGGGACAUUGAAAUCGAGAAGCGGAUGGCGUUGAAAGCAAAGCAGCAAAAGGCUCGUGCCAUGCAGGAAAUCUUGGAGAAGGAGUUGGCUACGCAGUAUGCGCUGAAGAGAGAUGCUGCUGACCAAGCCCGAAAGGAAGCCAUGGAAAAGGAAGCUGCAGCCCGCAGGAAGGCGGAGCAAAUGAAAGUUCAUGAGUUCUUGAAAGUUCAACAAGAAGAAAAGGAAAGGAGAAAAAAGUUGGAAAAGGAGGAGCGCUACGAGAUACAGAGACAGCAGGAGCUCGAUGCAGAAGAGUACAAACGGAAGCAAGAGGUAGAGCUCCGCAGCAGGAGAGAACUCUGCAAGCGUCAGCAGGAGCUCCUCAUCCAGCAGAUGGAGGAACGAAAACUGAACAAGGAUAUUUUGGUAAGCCAGACGGAGAUGAAGCUUAACCGGCGCCUCCUUGAGGAAGUCAACGGCUAUCUGGCAAGCAAACAGCAACCACCGCAAGACUUCAGAUCCACCGAAUGCUAA